UGUGCCCUCGAAAAUUUUGAAAGCUACAGCCACAGCAACAGAAGAAAUCAACGUGGUUGUCGCUGACGACGUAACCACCAAACAGUAACAUCAUCAUCAUUGUGUUUAUUUGUGGAUUGAGCUGCUGCAGCAGCAGCAUCGAAUAUCUCACCACUUCGCACCAGCCAAGCGUGGAUUUCACAUAAGUGCAAACAUACAAAAACAAAUAUACAAAGCAAACUAAAUACGUACGUAGUCGUAAAGCAGCAACAGUGGACGGUGUCAAAUUUUGUGUUUUUAUUUCAAUUUACUUUUUGUGGACAUAGAGUUGCCGUUGCAAUAACUCCGUAAGGCUGCCUUUUUUAAUAUUUGUAUGGUUUCGCAACUGUCGUCGUCGUCGUUGUUGUUGAGACCGUCGCCAUCACUCUGACUUUUUCGAAGCCUAUCAAGUCGUCUACGUCUAUCUAUCUCAUAUACUACAUACGUGUACGUAGGCCGCGCGCAACCAUAGCCAUUCAUUCCACUAUACCACAAGGUGUGGGGAAAUCGAUCGAUUACGUAGCUUUGCAUAUGUAUAACGUGAGUGUGUGUGUUUAUAAAGUGAUUGGAAACAAAGUAGAAACAAAAAAUAAAUAAAAAAAAUUAAGUGAAAUAAUUGCCUUUUUAUUUUGUGUGUUUCAAUGUGCUGCUAAGCACUGAAAACUAAUUGUGAAAACGGCAAAACAAAGAAACUACAAAGAAUUAUUGAAAAGGCGAAAAUACACUAUUAUACACCAUUAAAAAAAAACAAGCAAAAACUUAAAAUAGCUAGAAACAUUUUUUUACGGCAUGGAAAAAUCAACAGAUUCUGCUACAACGCCACCGUCGCCGUCGCCAUCAAGUGCUGUUGUCGGCGGAGCAUCCUCCGCAACGAGGACGACAGCGUCACCAUCUCCACAUGAUGGGGUUGCAAAUCAUUGUGAUGGCAGCAAUACCACCUUGUCCAGCUAUAUGAUGCCACCACCCACAGCGCGGCCAACAAAUAACAUCAGUAAUAAAAAUGCAAGUAUAGGGUGUGGUUCAACAUCAACAUUAUCAAUGUCAUCAGAAACUAGAUUAACAACAGAGCAUGUGGAUACAACAGCAGCUACCAACGCGACUAGUUCUCCAAAAGCUCACACUAUAGUUGCUGCCUCCACCUCCACGAGUAACGCAUCGUCGUCGUCCUCACCAGCCGCAUCAACCACCACUACAAAUAGUAAUGGUUCUGUAACAUCCUCAAUAGCUGCCGCCAUGGCGAGACAUAACGCCUUCAUACUACCCUCGCGCACAAUGCCUAUGAGUGGCUCACUUGCCGCCACCACAUUGCAGCACACAAGUUCGCCGCAUGCUUUACAGCUACCCCACAUCAACUUGAAUAUAAAUACGACGACCGGUGGUAACUUUGGUGUGACGGUGGACCCACAAAUCUCAGUGGAAAACUUAAAAAAAAUAAUUUCUAAGAAACUUAAAGUGGCCAAGGAUCGCAUUUGCUUGUUGCAUCGUGAAAAAGAACUACAAGAUGGCACAUUAAAAGAUAAUAAUCUUAUGGAUGGCUCCAGAAUUAUAUUGAUACCAAAUGUAGAGACCGGCUUACUG
This is a messenger RNA of Bactrocera latifrons, 1596 nucleotides long. Its product is annotated as probable RNA methyltransferase bin3. Gene Ontology annotation, molecular function: snRNA binding; RNA methyltransferase activity; O-methyltransferase activity. NCBI's taxonomy places the organism in Eukaryota, Metazoa, Arthropoda, Insecta, Diptera, Tephritidae. The record is from RefSeq and is a predicted model, not a curated record. Gene Ontology annotation, biological process: snRNA modification.